CCCCUUUGAUGGCUGUGAUGGCAUGAGUAGUUGAAGUGGUUUUUGCUAACAUCAUGAUGCGUUCUUUCCAGCUUUAUUGCUAUCUGAUUGAGAGUGUCUCCCCUCAGAUUUUUGUGUAUGGUUUAGAAAUGGAAAUGGCCAUGCACAUCAGAGUUUAAAUUUUCCUAGGAAAGUCUGCCAUGAACUGUAGGACCUAUAACUUCUAGAGAUGAGGGACCCCUGACAUCUGUGGACUCUGGACCCUGACUUCCGUGGACUCUGGACCCUGACUUCCGUGGACUCUGGACCCUGACUUCUGUGGGCUCUGGACGCUGACAUCUGUGGACUGUAGAAUUUAUGACUUCUGUGGAUUGUGUGUGGGGCCUCUGCCUUCCAUGGACUGUGGGGCUGUGACUUCUGUGGAAUCCCGACCUCUGAAUUCUGUGAACUGUGAGACCUCUGACUUCUUUGGCCUGUGGGAUCUCUGACUUCUGUGGCCUGUGAGAUCUCUCACCUCUGUGGCACAUAGGACCUCUGACUGUGGUCUCUGGGCCCUGUGACCUCUUUGACUUCCAAGUCUUCUGUGGACUGCAGGACCUCAUCUACAUGUGUAUUGCCAGAAGAGAGGCUUGACCAUGUUAACCUGUUUCUCUCCUGAGGCGUUACAUACUAGAAUUUCUGCUCAGUCUCAUGGCUUAGAUUGCCACGGCAGUGAAGUUUCUGCAGAAUUCCCGGGUCCGCCAGAGCCCACUUGCAACCAGGAGAGCAUUCCUAAAGAAGAAAGGACUGACAGAUGAAGAGAUUGAUAUGGCCUUCCAGCAGUCGGGCACUGCUGCCGAUGAGCCUUCGUCCUUGGGCCCAGCCACGCAGGUGGUUCCUGUCCAGCCCCCUCACCUCAGCUCUCAGCCAUACAGCCCCGCAGGAUCCCGAUGGCGAGAUUACGGCGCCCUGGCCAUCAUCAUGGCAGGCAUCGCAUUUGGCUUUCACCAGCUCUACAAGAAAUACCUGCUCCCCCUUAUCUUGGGCGGCCGAGAGGACAGGAAGCAGCUGGAGAGGAUGGAGGCCGGUCUCUCUGAGCUGAGUGGCAGCGUGGCCCAGACAGUGACUCAGUUGCAGACGACCCUCGCCUCCGUCCAGGAGCUGCUGAUUCAGCAGCAGCAGAAGAUCCAGGAGCUCGCUCACGAGCUGGCCGCUGCCAAGGCCACCACAUCCACCAACUGGAUCCUGGAGUCCCAGAAUAUCAACGAACUCAAGUCCGAAAUUAACUCCUUGAAAGGGCUUCUUUUAAAUCGGAGGCAGUUCCCUCCGUCCCCGUCAGCCCCAAAGAUCCCCUCCUGGCAGAUCCCGGUCAAGUCACCGUCACCCUCCAGCCCCGCAGCCGUGAACCACCACAGCAGCAGCGACAUCUCACCCGUCAGCAAUGAGUCCACAUCGUCCUCACCUGGGAAGGAGGGCCACAGCCCCGAGGGCUCCACGGUCACCUACCACCUGCUGGGCCCCCAAGAGGAAGGCGAGGGGGUGGUGGACGUCAAGGGCCAGGUGCGGAUGGAGGUGCAAGGCGAGGAGGAGAAGAGGGAUGACAAGGAAGACGAGGAGGACGAGGAGGAUGAUGACGUGAGCCAUGUGGACGAGGAGGACUGCCUGGGGGUGCAGAGGGAGGACCGCCGGGGCGGGGAUGGGCAGAUCAACGAGCAGGUGGAGAAGCUGCGGCGGCCCGAGGGUGCCAGCAACGAGAGUGAGCGGGACUAGGGCCGCGCCCACUGCCUCCAGCCCUGAGGACGGUGUCCGGUAUGCCAGUGCGUGGCCACACCCUGCCUCCCUCUCUGGCCCUGGGAGGGCAGCUUGGAGCCCAGGUAGGGGGCAGAGCUGUCCUCAGCUGCACUGUGGCCUGGUGGCAGCGUGGGGGUCGCACUUCUGUCCGCCUGGCCUCCUCUCACCUGGCCACCAGCCCCAGCCCCAGGCCCAGCAGCCUUUGGCUUUGAUCUCAAGUCCGGCUGAAGGCAGCGAAGCCUUGGGGCUCAAGCCCCUGCCCAGCCCCUCCCGGACAGACGCCUUGCCCAGGGUGUGUUUGCCGAGUGUCUUGACUACCGUGACACCACGCAUGGCCAGAGCUAGCGUCCCUACUGUCCCCCGACUCCUCAGUGGAGGAGGAGCUGCGGUCCCUCUGGUGUCUGCCAUCCCCCUCCCUCCCUGGACCCGGCCCUGGACCCCGCAGGUGCCUGCCCCCAGCACCAACCCCACUCGUGCCCCGUCGUCCUCCCAGACAAAUGAAACCAUGCUGCGCUUCUGAUGCCCUCGCUUGCCGUGUCAUGGUUCAGCUAAUCCCAUGGCGAGAUGGGGGCUCACUCCCUCGGAGGAGCCAGGCACCAGGGCUUUCCUGACCAACAGCCAGCUCUGUCCUUCCCCCCAAGAAACACAUGUUCAUUUGUGUGAUCAUGUAUAGACCUCAGAAUGGAAGAUAGGACUGUAUAUAAUUGUAAUAAAUACCAGUUGCCACUAUUUAA
Molecule: messenger RNA, 2483 nt
Organism: Piliocolobus tephrosceles (Ugandan red Colobus)
Lineage: Eukaryota; Metazoa; Chordata; Mammalia; Primates; Cercopithecidae
Gene: PEX14
Product: peroxisomal biogenesis factor 14
Exons: 8
Coding region: 787-1728 (313 amino acids)
Biological process (GO): protein import into peroxisome matrix, docking
Cellular component (GO): peroxisomal importomer complex; peroxisomal membrane
Molecular function (GO): signaling receptor binding
Source: RefSeq, a predicted model, not a curated record